Erpetoichthys calabaricus (reedfish) is the source of this 7220-nucleotide messenger RNA. RefSeq names its product lysine (K)-specific demethylase 5C (gene kdm5c). Gene Ontology annotation, biological process: chromatin remodeling. Gene Ontology annotation, cellular component: nucleus. The transcript is spliced from 29 exons. The record is from RefSeq and is a predicted model, not a curated record. Gene Ontology annotation, molecular function: histone demethylase activity; DNA binding. Lineage: Eukaryota; Metazoa; Chordata; Cladistia; Polypteriformes; Polypteridae. The coding region runs from base 990 to 5612 and encodes 1540 amino acids.
UUGAAGGUGGUGGUGUUGAGGUCGUGAUGAAAUCAAUAUGGUGUCUCUGGAAGACGACCGGUGGGGAGGUGAAUAAUAAAGAAAAAUAUUUUGUGAAUUAUACUAUGGUGUAUAAAAGGCUUCCGUUCUAGAGAAAGAGAAGUCCGCAGGUCAACACAGGACGUGAGACAAGAAACAUUUACUGCUUAUUUGCUAUUGCUAAUUUCGACUGUAACACCGACGCAAAUAAAUGCAACCGGAGUUAAAUUAAAUCUUUCUUCUGGGAAAGGGAAGUACAAGAAGUAAUACUGUCUGAAAGAGCAGCGUGGCUAACACCUUGACAAAGCAGUGGCCGCUCAUACUGGAGCAGUCGCCGAGUGAUGAUGGGCUGAAGGAGAGACUGUAUCCGGACUGUCCCGUAGCAGACAAAGACUGUGGAAUCGCAGGGAAAUAUCCAUCUUGGUGAUUGACGGGGUCAGGGCGGUGCAAGAGCCAUCCCGGCGAUACUCGGCGGCAACGACAACAGGGGAUAUUCACUUCGGCGAACAAAUGCCAGGCCUGUCAACGGAGACGUAAACAAAUCGCGGCGCAUGCCUGGCUGUUGGUUGACCGGCCAUCCUCUGUUCCUAUUCUACUCUGCAGGCCUCUUUACUGUUCUUCCCCUCAUUGUUUUGUAUUACUGAGGAUAGGUGUUGGCGUUUUAAAAAAUAUUUUUAAAAGACUUUAAUGUCUUUGGACUUGGUUAUAAGGCGAGGAUUACGUACACGUAUGUUAAUAGAUGGACAAGAAAGGAUAGUAGAAGCUAACGUUUGUUAUCCACCCUUCAGCAACCAGCACUCUUCGCGGAAACUUAAGGAUUAAGGACAUUGAUUAUCCUCGUCAAACAAAAAUAAGAAAUAAGCACACAUGGGGAUAGAAUAAAUAUAAACUGGUCAAGAAGACGAAGGAUCAGAGUUUUGUGAGGACAGCUGACAGCUGUGUUUUGUAUACAGGAAGCAAAUUGAACUAAAAUGAGUUUGUACCGGAAGAUGGAUGUCGAGGAAUUUGUACCGCCCCCAGAGUGUCCAGUUUUUGAACCUACGUGGGAAGAGUUCGCCGACCCACUUGGGUACAUCGCUAAAAUUAGACCCAUCGCAGAGAAGUCCGGCAUCUGCAAGAUCCGACCUCCAGGGGACUGGCAGCCACCAUUUGCUGUGGAAGUAGAUAAUUUCCACUUCACUCCUCGAGUGCAGAGGCUCAAUGAGCUUGAGGCUGAGACACGGGUGAAGCUAAACUAUCUGGACCGCAUUGCCAAAUUUUGGGAAAUUCAGGGAUCAUCACUGAAGAUACCUAACAUUGAAAGAAAGAUUCUAGACCUUUAUAGCCUGGGCAAGAUUGUAACAGAGGAGGGAGGUUAUGAAGCAAUAUGUAAAGAUCGAAGGUGGGCACGUGUUGCUCAGAGACUUGGCUAUCCCUCUGGAAAGAACAUUGGUUCCUUGCUGCGCUCUCAUUAUGAAAGAAUUGUAUAUCCCUUUGAGAUGUUCCACUCAGGAGGAAACUUCAUGCCAACUAAACCGCGCCAGCAUUAUGAGAGUGAAGAUAAGGACAAGGAGUAUAAACCACACAGUAUCCCUCUGAGGCAGUCUGUACAGCCACCAAAAAUCAGCACUUAUGGUCGUAGAGCCAAUCGCCUGAAGCCUGACGAUUCGGAGAGUUCAGAAGUGCCACCGAACCAGCAACUUUCCAAACCUGAUCCUGACCCUCAUCGCACUUGGCCUGAACCCACAGAAGAAGAUAUUGAAAAGAAUCCUGAACUGAAGAAACUGCAGAUUUAUGGAGCUGGACCCAAAAUGAUGGGUUUGGGACUUGUUCCAAGAGACAAGGCAAUGAGAAAGAAAGAUGAACUGCCACAGACUGUCAUUGUGAAAGAUAGCAUAUCAAUAAAAGAAGAGCCUUUGUCACCAGGAGGACACGAUAAUGCUGAUAAGGACACUUUAACUGAUCAGCAUGAUGCAGAAGUGAAGUCUGAGAGCCCAAGCCAGGAGCCCUGCACUAAGAUGACAAUGCGGCUUCGGCGAUACAAUAACAGUUCACAAUUUGUGGACUCCUUUGUGUGUCGAAUGUGUGGCCGAGGAGAUGAGGAUGACAAACUGUUAUUGUGUGACAGCUGUGAUGAUAAUUACCACACGUUUUGCCUUCUUCCUCCAUUACCUGAAACACCCAAGGGAGAUUGGAGGUGUCCCAAGUGUGUAGCUGAGGAGUGUAAGAAGCCUGCAGAGGCAUUUGGAUUUGAGCAAGCUACACGAGAAUAUACACUGCAGAGUUUUGGAGAGAUGGCAGAUGCCUUCAAGUCAGACUAUUUCAAUAUGCCAGUCCAUAUGGUUCCCACUGAAUUAGUGGAGAAAGAAUUUUGGCGGCUUGUAAGCAGUAUUGAAGAAGAUGUUACAGUUGAGUAUGGGGCAGACAUCCACUCCAAAGAGUUUGGUAGUGGAUUUCCAAUAAAUGAUGGGAAGAGGGUCCUAACACCAGAGGAGGAGGAAUAUGCACGCAGUGGUUGGAACCUUAAUGUGAUGCCAGUCCUUGACCAGUCAGUGCUGAGCCACAUAAAUGCAGACAUUUCUGGAAUGAAGGUGCCAUGGCUUUACGUGGGGAUGGUUUUCUCUGCUUUUUGCUGGCAUAUUGAAGACCACUGGAGCUACUCUAUUAACUACCUCCAUUGGGGAGAACCUAAGACGUGGUAUGGUGUUCCAUCAUUUGCGGCAGAGCAUUUGGAGGAGGUAAUGAAGAAACUAACCCCAGAGUUGUUUGAAAGCCAGCCAGACCUGCUUCACCAGCUUGUGACCAUCAUGAACCCCAAUAUACUGAUGAAUCAUGGUGUCCCGGUUGUCCGGACGAAUCAGUGUGCUGGAGAAUUUGUCAUCACGUUUCCUCGAGCAUACCAUAGUGGAUUCAACCAAGGUUAUAAUUUUGCAGAAGCUGUAAACUUCUGCACUGCUGACUGGCUCCCAGCUGGUCGUUCAUGUAUUGAACAUUACCGCCGCCUGCGCCGCUACUGUGUUUUUUCUCAUGAAGAGCUAACUUGUAAAAUGGCUGCCUGUGCAGAGAAGCUUGAUCUGUCCCUUGCUGCAGCAGUACAUAAGGAAAUGUUCAUAAUGGUGCAAGAAGAGAGGAAACUGCGAAAAUCCCUGCUGGACAAGGGGAUAACUGAAGCUGAGCGGGAAGCUUUUGAGUUACUUCCUGAUGAUGAGCGCCAAUGUGACAAGUGCAAAACCACCUGCUUCCUUUCAGCCUUAGCAUGUUAUGACUGUCCAGAAAAGCUGGUGUGCUUGUACCACAUUGAUGACUUGUGCCACUGUCCAGCUGAUCGACAGUAUCUCAGGUACCGGUACACCCUGGAUGAAUUACCAACAAUGCUGCAUAAAUUGAAGGUGCGUGCAGAAUCUUAUGACACCUGGGCUAGCAAAGUCAAGAUUGUUCUUGAACCAGAAGAGGAAAAGAAGCGUGACAUUGAAGAUUUGCAGGCCCUUUUAACUGAAGCAGGUGACAAAAAAUUCCCAGAUAAUGAGCUUCUGAACAGAUUAAAGGCCACUGUCACGGAAGUUCAGCAGAGUGUGACAGAAUGUACAAGGUUGUUGAAAAAGAACCCUAUCCAGAAAAGUUCACAGAAAAUGACAGUGGAUGAACUUAAGGUUUUUGUGGAGCAGAUGAAGUCUCUGCCUUGUAGAAUCUCAGACAUCUCAGAUGUCCAGGCUCUCUUAGUAGAUGUUGAACAUUAUCAGCAUUGCGUCCAGGACUUAUUGAAAGACACUGCCCUUGACCCAGCACCACCCUCUCAAGUUCAAGAACUUCUGGACCAGGGAGCUAAUCUUCCAGUAGAUACUCCUGAGCUGGAACUCCUGAAAGGACUGCAAGAGCAAGCACAUUGGCUUAGUGAGGUUACACAAGCCCUCACAUCUUCAGAGUCUCAGGUUACUCUAGAAGUGAUGAGGUCACUAAUGGAGGCUGGCUGCAACAUCCCACAGAGCUCUGCUGUGGAGAAGGCAAUGGCAGAGUUACAGGAGCUACUCACCAUUUCUGAGAGAUGGGAAGAGAAGGCUCAGAUUUGUCUGGAAGCCAGACAGAAACAUCCUCCUGCCACCCUGGAUACCAUCAUCAAGGAGGCACAGAACAUUCCUGUACACCUGCCUAAUAUUCUGGCACUAAUGGAGGCUCUGAAUAAAGCAAAGGCAUGGAUAGCCGACGUUGAGGAGAUCCAGAAUGGAGAUCACUAUCCUUGCUUAGAUGAUUUGGAGGGUCUGGUGGCCAUUGGGAGGGACCUUCCAGUCCAACUGGAAGAACUGCGACAUCUGGAACUUCAGGUGGUCAGUGCACAUACAUGGAGAGAGAAAGCCAGUAAGACAUUUCUUAAGAAGAACUCCUGUUACAGCUUACUAGAAGUUUUAUGCCCCUGUGCUGAUAUUGGCUCUAAUGGAGUAAAACGUGCCAAGUUUAGAAGAGAACGUGUAAAAGAGCGAGACUGGUCCCUCUACAAGUCUGAUAUUGAGAGCCUAGGUUUGUCUGCACAAGAUCUGCGAGAUCCUGGCUCAAUUGUUUCUGCUUUCAAAGAUGGAGAGCAAAAAGAGAAAGAGGGAAUCCUCCAUCUACAGAAGGUCAAUAUGUCUAAGCCAGGUGUAACAGAAAGCCUACACACGGACUCUUACCCUUCCAUAUGCAUCUGCAGCUCACCACCCCAGUUGCCUGUGUUACGAUGUGACUUGUGCCGUGACUGGUUUCACGGAGGCUGUGUUCCUUUCCCAAAGCUUUUAGCCAAUCACAGUUCCCUAUCUGUUUAUUGGUGGGAAUGGGACUCUAAAUUUUUGUGCCCACUCUGCCAAAGGAGUCGGCGACCACGUUUAGAGACCAUUUUGGCAUUGCUUGUUGCAUUACAGCGGGUGCCAGUGCGAUUACCAGAAGGCGAGGCAUUACAGUGUCUGACAGAAAGAGCAAUUAAUUGGCAGCAUAGGGCAAGACAGGUGCUUGAUGCUUCUGAACUACAGAAAGCACUGGACAAACUGGCUGAGAUGCAAGACCAACUGACAACACAGGAGAACAAGGGAAGUAUUGGGUAUUGCAGAGACAAGCACAGCCCUGAUGAGCCAGAGGACAACGAGGAGAAACAUGAAAAAGAUGACACAAAGAACACAGUGCUGUCUCAGGAAAAUGGGGAUAGCAGAAAAGAAAAUGUCAGUUCAUCUAUAACAGGUCUGGAUAAAAUGAGUGCAUUGUUGCCUAGGCUGGAAGGACCUGUUAUUAACCUGACUUUAGACACCCAAUUGGAAUUGGAAGAUCUUCUGAUUGAGGGGGAUCUUCUGGAGGUGUCACUUGACCAGAGCCAGAUCAUCUGGAAAGUACUUCAGGCAGCAAAACAACCUCCCCUUGAAAAGCUUAGUCAACUAAUAGAAUUCGAACGACUAGAGACUCGGACAGGCAAAGGAAGAGCAAAGGACUCUGAUAAAAAAAGGAAGAGAAAGUCUGAGAGAGGAAAUAUCGAUGGGGUUGGAGUAAGAGUGGGCUCAACUCAGCUUCUGUCUACGUCACAAGAUGAGUAUGAAACAAAAAAGACAAAACCAGAAGUAGCAUUGCCCCUUCACAGAAAUGGAUUUGAGCAUUUGUGAUGGCAAUGGAGGGAGUGAUUUUACUUACAGUUGAAAAAGGAGCAAACUGGACUCUCAUCAUCAUUCAGAUCCUGACAACCUUCUUGUUUUGUCUUGCCUAUGCUUUUGGUAAACAAGGCUGGGUUCGUUGACAGGAAUGAAAGUACCAUCUCUCACUCCCACUGUCAUGGCCCCCAGUGCAGCUGUGGGAAAACACACAAACUUUGGAGAGAUGGCUACUGAAUUGAUGAAGUUCGCCUUGGUUAUGUUAAGUGAGCAAGAGGCAUGAAAAGGACACAUUCUCUGUUGUGCUUUUAUUUUUGCCUUGUACUUCAAGGUCCAGAAAUUAGAAUGUUUCUCCUCCAGGGGCAUCAUUUGGGCUUGUCCUCUUCUCACCUUGGUUCAGCCUUGUGUUCUGUUCAUAAAUUUUUCUUGCUUUAAAGGUUUUCAUAAAUUUUUUACUACUGUACUUUGCUUUCCAAAGCAGAAACUUUCAACUGGCCCCAAUCGUGAUUGCAUAGGCAGUCCAUGGAUUCGGUGGAGCAGUGAAACCCAGUGGUCGGAUGUGUUGCUCCUUCAGGCAUCUCUCACCAUGUGUUGUUUUCUGUAAUCCUUGGUCUGUCACAUCUCCAACAUGUGGCAGCUAGAGUUUGUGGGCCUUUACUGGCUAAUCAAAAUGUUAAGUACAGAACUGUGGGCCCCAUGGAUGGUUUGUAUUCAUACCAUUUGUGAAAAGUUUGAAUUGGUGAAGGUGUUUUUAAAAUGAACCAUUUUGUGGGCACCCAGGAAAACAGUCUCUUGAACAAAUUCAUUGCUCCUCCAAGGAGCAUGCAUGACACAUAACCAGGCGUGGAUUUGCAACAUGUGUGCACUUUCCUUUGAAACAAUGAAUUAGGGUUUCAGCAGUGCACAAAUAAAGUAGAGGCUUGACAAAUUUCUCUGUCUCCACUGACCAGGAGCAGAGUGAGUGAGUAAGGGAAAGGGAGUAAAGGGGCCUCCAUUUGUAUGUGGGCAGAGUCUAGUUCGUGAAGCCCAAAUGCCUGAAGGUCAGCCCACCCCUUCCUAAAGGCCUGGACCAAGACUGCAGUCUGCACAGUGGUUUUCUUGAGAAGGGAGAGUGUCCAUAACCAUGGAAACAUUUGCUAACUUUUUUGGUCACGGACUUAUUCUUUUGUAAGCUUUAUUUAACAAUGUUUCAUAGUUUUUUCUGCACUUUCACACUGGGGGACAAAUGAGCAUGUGGGUUAAAAAAUACUUGUAAAUGUAAGCUAAACUGUUCCAUCUGGUGCAGUGCGAUGGCCAUACUGGAGUCACACUAAUCACACAUGACAGUGAUGGGAGCUGUCACCUUGAAACCAGAAGCAUUACUGUGCCCUUCUCAGGAGAAGGAAGUGGCAAGGCAGAGAUUCACAAUUACUAAAAAUGAAAACAAAAGCAGCUUUUUGGUGCUAUUCUUUCCAACAGGUCUAAAUUUUUUUUCCCUUGGACAGCAAGACUUUUUUGUUUGUUUUUACUGUAAUUAUUACAAUACCAUUUGCUUGUAAUUAUUUGUUCAAACUUUUAUUCAAAUGUUGCCUUUGUUUAUUUUUCUUGUUAGAAAUAAAGAUUAGACACAACUGUUUUGAAUUA